AUGGCAGCAACAGCUAACCCAAAUUCCUCAUCCUCUUCAUCCAUUUUCUCCCUCAAAAACUCUCGCCCUCCAGACGACACCGUUUUCUAUUCCAUCUUCCCCGACUCCUCCCUCACCGCCGCUGCCACUGCCCCAGAAGAACUUCAAUCCCUCCACCUCCAAAUCUUCGACCACCUUACCCCCUACACUGCCACAUACAUAUGGCAACACCAACCCUUCACUCUUUCUCCAUCCUUCAACCCUGUUCCCCACCUCUCUGGCCACCUCCGUUUUGGGGACAAUCUCGAGGACGAGUGGUUUGUUGUCUUCCUCCUGUUCCAAAUUUCUAGAAGUUUCCCCAAUCUUUCAAUUCGUGUCUGGGAUUCAGAUGGCGAAUUUUUGCUUAUCGAAUGCGCUUUUUAUCUUCCUAAGUGGAUGAACCCCGACACCUCCCCUAAUCGUGUAUUUAUUCGCCGAGGUCUUCUGCAUAUUCUAUCUCCCACUCAUUUCCCUACCACCCCAGAUUUAUUGGACUCCCUUAAAUUCUUGAUUAGUAAUGAUCACCAUACGCAAGCUCCGGAAGGAAUUCAAUCGCAUUUGAGUAAGAAAAUUGGUGAAUACCCUGAGCGUGCGUAUAGGAAUAUGCAUAGAGCAAGAGUGAUGGUUCCGGUGUCUGUAGCAUGGACUUUGAAGCACGAGCCGAGUUUUGUGUCUUUGGCUGUGGAGGGUUUUUACGACAGGGAUAUUGAUAGUAUGAAGGAUGCUGCGAAAAUGGAGAGGUUUUUGCCGAAAGGGAAAGAGGAGGAGAUGGUGAAGGUAGUUGUCAGCAUGUCGAGGGCAAUGUAUGCACAGUUGGCGCAGCAGAAGUUUCAGGCUCCAAGGGUUUAUCCGAUGCCAGCAUCAAGGAGCGAUGUUGGUCAGUAUAUGGAGGCGGAGCUUGGGAUGAAGAUUGUGUGUGGGUUUGAGAUGAUGUACCAAUUGAGGAAGAGGCACGGAGAGGAAGGAAAGGGGAGUACGUGGGAGGCAUUUAGAGAGAGCUUGGAGAAGAGUGGGUAUUUUGAGGGGAUGUUGCCAGGGUCAAAGGAGUACAGGAGGUUGAUGGAGAAAGCUGAGGAGUAUUAUCGGAAGAGUUCAUUACAUUCUAGGGCAAGUGAAAUGCUGAGCUCUCCUGUGAGACGUAUAGAUGAGAUUCUUGCUCUUCCUCAUUCAGCUGAUGAUUUCAAGGGUCAGAAGCUUCCUCCAUCAGAUGAUGAUUCUUGGCUUUAUGGUGGGGAAGAUGAGCUAAAUGCUGCUCUUCAGGAGAGACAAAAGGAGAUGGAACUUUAUGAUUUGAAGCAUAAGAAGAAACAGAAGUCAAAAGAGCAGCAGGAUGGGGAUUCAGCUUCUACCAAAGAUUUGGAGGAGUAUGAUCUUGGGGAUAUAGCAAAAUCUAUGCAAGCGUUUGUUAAGAAAGUUUCGAGUUAUAAAGGAGCUGAGGUUCCGGAAAACCGAAACAUUAAAGAUGUGAAUUUUGAUGUGGAUCAAUUUGUGAAAGAUAUGGAAUCUGUAAUGAGACAACGUGGUUCAGGAGAUACUGGUAGCGAUCCUGAUUUUGAAGAAGAGCCAUUAUCAGACAUGGAUUUUGACGAGUCUGAUGAUGAGAGUGAGAUUUCCGAGGAUAAUGAAGAAAAAGGAGAUACUUUCAUGCAAUCCUAUUCAGAUGCUUUGCAUGAGGAACUGAAGGCCACCACACUCAAUAAGACUUUUGUCCGUGCAAAUGAACAGUCCGUGCAGAAGGACGAGGGAACCUCUAAUGCCAAGGAGGACAUGGCAGAGUUCACUCCGGUGGAUGUAGAUAUAAACCUUGUGCAAAAUUUGCUCAAUUCUUUUUCUACUCAACAAGGACUUCCUGGCCCUGCUUCCAAUUUACUAGGACUAAUGGGUUUAAAGCUUCCUGAUGAUUCUGGCAAAGGCAAAUAA
Molecule: messenger RNA, 1938 nt
Organism: Fraxinus pennsylvanica
Lineage: Eukaryota; Viridiplantae; Streptophyta; Magnoliopsida; Lamiales; Oleaceae
Source: the annotation of a GenBank genome assembly